AUGGAUUAAAUGCACUUGUCAAAAGUAUUAUGUAUGACCAAGCUUUUAAUACCCUAGGCAAGAGUAGAAUUUCACAUUAAUAAUAAAAAUUAAGCUUCGAGGGCAAGUGUUGAGUAUUAUGGAGCUAAAUUAGAAGGAAUAAUUAGAAACGAUUGUUUUAGAUAUAAUGGAGAGAAUGUUGAUACUGCUUUAUACUCAAUGUUACCUGAAGAUUAUGAAAAUAUAAAAGAAAAAUUAAGCGCUUACUGA
Tetrahymena thermophila SB210 is the source of this 249-nucleotide messenger RNA. RefSeq lists its product as hypothetical. The record is from RefSeq and is a predicted model, not a curated record. NCBI's taxonomy places the organism in Eukaryota, Ciliophora, Oligohymenophorea, Hymenostomatida, Tetrahymenidae. The transcript has 2 exons.